UUUUCGUUAGAUCGAUUUAGUUGGAAGUUGUACUAAACGAGAUGUGGCAGAAGUUAAUAUUUGGUCUAGUGCUGGCGGUCAUUGGUGGUCAACAGUUUGUGAACGGCCUGACCUGCUACAGCUGUAAUUCGCCUGCUAGCUGUGUUAGUCCCAGCCCUCAGGUUUGCUCUGAUGCAACAGCCCACGAGACCACCGUCUGGCUGAAUACCAUUCACAAAUUUGUGCCCGUCGUCGGCAGCAGCAACAGCUUCUCGUGCAUGAACCUCACAUAUUACUUUGAAAACAACAGGUCCAAGAUCCAUGAAUAUCUGGGCUGUCAUCACCCCGACAUCCCUGUUUGUAUUCUACCAUUAAACGCAUCUAACAGCGACUCCUGGAAGAAAGGCUGCCUCAGCUGCGAGGCGGACAAAUGCAAUCGCAAUCCGGCGGCCACUUCUAGCCAGAGUCUCUACAGCAUUAUGAUCACAGCUAUGGCCUUGAUCGUAGCUAAAUUUGCCUUCUAGAAACAAAACAAAACAAAAUAUUUGUAAAUCGAAUCCAAAUAUAAAGAAUGCACAACGCUAGAGUCGGGAAUGCCCGACUAGCAGAUAC
Molecule: messenger RNA, 591 nt
Organism: Drosophila hydei
Lineage: Eukaryota; Metazoa; Arthropoda; Insecta; Diptera; Drosophilidae
Exons: 3
Coding region: 42-503 (153 amino acids)
Source: RefSeq, a predicted model, not a curated record